AUGACCCUUUCCAAAACGUUUACUCUCCCUGUCACGGGUGACAAGAUCCCAGCCGUUGCCUAUGGGGUAGGUACCAAAUGGUUCAAGGGUGGCGAAAAAUCGUUCAACCACUCGUUGGUCAAGACCAUCACCCAGGCAAUUGACGCUGGGCUUACCCAUAUUGACGGGGCAGAGAUCUACGGCACCGACGGAGAACUCGGCGCUGCCAUCGCUGAAGCGAUCAAAGCUGGGAAACCCCGCUCGGACUUAUGGAUCACUAACAAGUAUUUUUCUGGUACCUCUGCCUACAGCUUCAGAUCUAAAGCAGACAACCCCUUGAGUGCUAUCAAGGAACAGCUCAAGGAGGUCGGGGUAGAGUACUUUGACUUGUACCUCCUCCAUUCUCCGUGGAUUAAGAAGGAGGCUCACGGUUUCUCUCUUCAGGAAGCAUGGCAGUACUUGGAGCAGGCCAAGGACCUCGGUUUGGUCAAGAACAUUGGGGUCUCAAACUUUGGAGUGGAGCCAUUAAAGGAAAUUCUCCAGGUGGCCAAGCUGGCUCCGCAGGUUAACCAGAUAGAGUUCAACGCUUACUUGCAGAAUCAGACCCCGGGGAUUGUCGAAUUCUCGCAGAAGAAUAACAUUUUGGUAACCGCUUACUCCCCGCUUGCUCCAUUGUACAAAGGCCCGGGCCCAAUCGACCCAGCCGUGGCUGCUUUGUCCAAGAAGUAUGGCAAGUCCGACACCCAGGUGCUCUUGAGAUGGGUAAUUCAAAGAGGUAUUUUGCCUAUCACCACCACUGGGAAAACGGAAAGGUUGACAGAAAUCUUGGACAUCUUUGACUUUGAGUUGACCCAAGAAGAGGUCGAUGAGAUCUCCAGGUUAGGGAGCCAGAAGACAUUGCGUUUAUACUGGAACGAAGAGUACUCCAAAUUUGAUACUAAGUAA
Molecule: messenger RNA, 924 nt
Organism: Babjeviella inositovora NRRL Y-12698
Lineage: Eukaryota; Fungi; Ascomycota; Pichiomycetes; Serinales
Product: aldo/keto reductase
Exons: 1
Coding region: 1-924 (307 amino acids)
Cellular component (GO): cytosol
Molecular function (GO): aldose reductase (NADPH) activity; oxidoreductase activity, acting on NAD(P)H as acceptor
Source: RefSeq, a predicted model, not a curated record